AUGACUGAGAAGAGUGAUAUAUGUCUGCUGGGACUGAUCCUUCUCUCUUCACUAUUCACAGGUGUGAGUGGAGCACAAGAUGUGUUCAUCAGUUCUGGUGAAAGUGUGUCUCUGUCCUGUAAUGAUGCUCUUCAUCAAUGCUCCUCAACUACAUGGAUCUACAGUAAUUAUACAAGAUCAUCUACAGUAGAAGUGUUUACUGGAGGAAUAAAUAAGAAUAACACAGAGAGAUCUGAGAGACUGAGUCUGACAUCUGACUGCUCUCUCAACAUCUAUAAAACAACACAACAUGAUGGUGGACUUUACACCUGCAGACAAUAUGUGAAUGGACAUCAUCAUGGACCUGAUUCAGAUGUUUAUCUACAUGUUCUUCAUGUGUCUUCAUCAUCAUCAUCAUCAUCAUCAUCACAGACUGAGAUAAGAGCAAACACACCUGUCACUCUCUCCUGUCAGCUGUUUACAUAUUACUGUUAUUAUAUGUUCAGUUAUGAUGGAUUUCAGCUGGUGUGGAUGAAUCAGACUGAUGUUGAUCUACAGACAGACUCCAGAUAUCAGAUUAGAUCAGAUAAACUCUGUAUCAUCUCUCUGACUACAACACUCGUGAAUGAAGACGACAACACAGAGUUGAGAUGUGUGCUCAAACACAAGAAUGACAUCAAGACCUCAGUCACAUAUACUGUCAGAUUUACAGAUUCAAACAAGAUUCUAGUGACCACCACAAACCCUGAGAGAUUCUCAACUCUUAACGUACCAGAAACUACACAACAACAAGCUAAAACAACACAAAGCUUAGAGAAGAGUUCAAGCUCUUCACCAUCACCACAUUAUAAAGCACAUGUGAACAGCUCUCAUACAGUGACUAUUGCUGUGAUCGCUCCAUUACUUCUUCUACUUACUGUUGCUGUUCUUUGUGUGAUUUAUAGAAAAAGAAAAGAUCAAAGAUUGUCUGGAGACCCUGUGGUCGCAUCUAAGAAUGACAAUAAUGGAACAUAUGACACCAUCAGCAUAAUUCCUCCUGCUCCUAUCACAAACGAGCAGAAAGAUGAUGUGGUUUAUUCUGAGGUGACCAUUGGCAGUAAAAAACAACAGAAGAACAACAUUGUUCAGUCUGCUGGUGAUGUGACUUAUGCCGUCAUCAGAGGAGUAAAAACUGAACCUCAAGACGCUUGAAGAGAUGUUUAAUCCUCCCUGAACAAAACCACUCACAAAUAAAAAACAAACACACAUAAUUAUACAAAUCACACAACUAAACAACCUACUAAACACAAAUUUAGUAGGUUUCAGUCAGUGACUUAUAUUUCCUUUGACAAACAAACUCAAGUGAAGAUUUGAUUUAUUUGAUGUAUUUUUGGUCAGCUUUUGAAUGUUUGUUUGUUUUCUGUUAGUUGUCUUUUUGUUUAUUUUUUGAUGUUAUUGGAUUCUAACAUGUCUAAUAAAUUUCCAUAGGUCGUGUUAAUACUUUGCAUGAUCAAAUUGGGGUUGCAUAAGAAAUUAUUUCUUACUUUGACUUUUUUUUCUUUAAUUUAAAAAUAUGAACCUGCUCCUGAUUUGUAUGUGCUAUGCGACUGACUGUAUCAUACGUUUUAGUUUUCUGUAUUGUGAGAAUCUGGAUUUCGUCCUGUCCUCUACAAAUAUUGAAUCUGUGUUUAAUACAAAGUUCAUAUAUCAUAUGUAUUCAUUCGUAUUCAAUCCUAUUAAUAUUAGCUUCUAUUCACAUAAGAUGUGCCUUAUUUUCUUGCUGUUUAACCUCGUUGAAAGUUGUAUCGUAUCUUAUGCUGUCUUAUGUUGAUAUAAGCAUCUGUUGUUCUCCAUCUCAAGGUUCCUAAUGAUGCCUAUGGACGAUUGUUCUGUUAUUGUAAUAUUGAAUAUGUAAUCAUAUCUGA
Triplophysa dalaica is the source of this 1883-nucleotide messenger RNA. RefSeq lists its product as uncharacterized. Gene Ontology annotation, biological process: T cell activation; interleukin-15-mediated signaling pathway; positive regulation of ERK1 and ERK2 cascade. NCBI's taxonomy places the organism in Eukaryota, Metazoa, Chordata, Actinopteri, Cypriniformes, Nemacheilidae. The record is from RefSeq and is a predicted model, not a curated record. Gene Ontology annotation, molecular function: MHC class II protein binding; protein tyrosine kinase binding. Gene Ontology annotation, cellular component: membrane raft; external side of plasma membrane. Bases 1 to 1170 code for a protein of 389 amino acids. The transcript is spliced from 10 exons.